CCUGAACCAUCCAUUUCUGACACCAUGAUUUACUACAGCAACUAUUAUGGUGGCUAUGGGUAUGGUGGGCUUGGCUGUGGCUAUGGCUGUGGUUAUCGUGGCUAUGGCUGUGGUUAUCGUGGCUAUGGAGGCUAUGGAAAUGGCUACUGCUGCCCAUCUUGCUAUGGAAGAUAUUGGUCAUAUGGUUUCUACUGAACAAUUCUAGAGCUCACCAUAUUUGUCUGCUUGUGAAACUUGGAUUCUCAUGCUGCUCUUGUUCAUCU
This is a messenger RNA of Nomascus leucogenys (northern white-cheeked gibbon), 263 nucleotides long. RefSeq names its product keratin associated protein 20-1. Lineage: Eukaryota; Metazoa; Chordata; Mammalia; Primates; Hylobatidae. The record is from RefSeq and is a predicted model, not a curated record.